AUGAGCUUCAUCCAUGUAAAUCCCUGUAUUAGUAAGAUAUAUUUGAUACCCUUGAAAUAUUAUAAAGGGAUAACAUCACAAAAAGGGGAAAGAAAGUUUAGGAUUAGACUAUGCGGAGAAGUUGUCAUUCCUAGUAUGAUGCGUCCAAUGGCCAAUACUGAUUAUCAGAUAAUAUUACUGGAUAAUAGAAAACGGACAAUAUCUAAUAUAGCUAUAGAAACAGAAAAAUGGCAGAAGUAUUUCGAAGAAAUAGAUCAAGCAACGGAUAGAGAAGAAGGAAAAGAAGCAAUAACGAACACAGAACAGGAUGAGAAAGAAGAAGAAUUGGCAUAUACAGAAGUGAAAGAGAAAAUGUACAAACUUAAAAGCAGGAAAACAGCGGGAAAAGGCGGAAUAUGUGCAGAACCUAUAAAAUACGGUGGAGAGAAAAUGACUUUAAAUGGAGACAACAUCACUAUCGAAGAUCUAGAACGUUUAUCUGCUGAUCAACUGUAUGAGUUUAUCGAUGGCAUUACAGAUGAUAUGGUUGACAUAUCUGACAUUGAGGGGAAUAGCGAUGUCGAAGACAAUGUGUUAGUCUCUACACCUAGCGGUUCUAGUACACCCCGUUCAUCUAAUGUUUUAAUAGCUGAUCCAUCUAGUUCUUCGACACCUGGCCCAUCCCGUCCUUCCAGGCAGAGGGUAAGAAAUAAAAGUUUAUUAAAUUUUGAGAAAUCGGGAUCAGAUAUGGACUAA
Molecule: messenger RNA, 735 nt
Organism: Diabrotica balteata
Lineage: Eukaryota; Metazoa; Arthropoda; Insecta; Coleoptera; Chrysomelidae
Source: the annotation of a GenBank genome assembly